Egretta garzetta (little egret) is the source of this 5043-nucleotide messenger RNA. RefSeq names its product transient receptor potential cation channel subfamily M member 3 (gene TRPM3). Lineage: Eukaryota; Metazoa; Chordata; Aves; Pelecaniformes; Ardeidae. The transcript is spliced from 26 exons. Gene Ontology annotation, cellular component: membrane. The record is from RefSeq and is a predicted model, not a curated record. Gene Ontology annotation, molecular function: monoatomic cation channel activity. Gene Ontology annotation, biological process: monoatomic cation transmembrane transport; protein tetramerization. The coding region runs from base 1 to 5043 and encodes 1680 amino acids.
AUGAAUCAGACCGACGCUCCCCGGCCGCUCAACUGGACCAUCCGGAAGCUCUGCCAUGCCGCCUUCCUCCCCUCCGUCAGGCUCCUUAAGGCACAGAAAUCAUGGAUAGAAAGAGCAUUUUACAAGAGAGAAUGUGUUCAUAUCAUACCCAGCACCAAAGACCCCCAUAGGUGUUGCUGUGGGCGUCUAAUAGGUCAACAUGUUGGACUGACUCCAAGCAUCUCUGUUAUUCAGAAUGAGAAAAAUGAAAGCAGGCUUACCCGCAAUGACAUCCAGUCGGAGAAGUGGUCCAUCAGCAAGCACACACAGCUCAGCCCGACGGACGCAUUUGGAACCAUUGAGUUCCAAGGAGGAGGCCACUCCAAUAAAGCCAUGUAUGUACGAGUGUCUUUUGACACAAAGCCUGACCUUCUUCUGCAUCUGAUGACCAAAGAGUGGCAGCUUGAGCUCCCUAAACUUCUCAUCUCUGUGCAUGGGGGCCUUCAGAAUUUUGAGCUUCAGCCAAAACUCAAGCAAGUCUUUGGAAAAGGCCUCAUUAAGGCUGCUAUGACAACUGGAGCAUGGAUAUUCACCGGAGGAGUAAACACAGGAGUCAUUCGGCAUGUUGGAGAUGCACUGAAAGAUCAUGCCUCAAAAUCUCGAGGGAAGAUCUGCACCAUUGGUAUAGCUCCCUGGGGGAUUGUGGAAAAUCAAGAGGAUCUGAUUGGCAAAGAUGUUGUCCGACCAUACCAGACGAUGUCCAAUCCCAUGAGUAAGUUGACAGUGCUCAACAGUAUGCAUUCUCAUUUUAUUUUGGCUGAUAAUGGCACUACUGGUAAAUAUGGAGCAGAGGUGAAGCUUCGUAGACAGCUGGAAAAGCACAUUUCACUUCAGAAGAUAAAUACAAGAAUUGGUCAAGGGGUUCCAGUGGUGGCCCUCAUUGUGGAAGGAGGUCCCAAUGUUAUCUCCAUCGUUCUGGAGUAUCUGCGAGACACUCCUCCUGUUCCUGUUGUGAUUUGCGAUGGCAGUGGCCGGGCAUCUGACAUCCUUGCCUUUGGCCACAAAUACUCUGAAGAAGGAGGACUUAUCAACGAGUCUUUGAGGGACCAGUUGCUAGUUACCAUACAGAAGACUUUCACAUACACCCGAACCCAGGCACAGCACCUCUUCAUUAUCCUUAUGGAGUGCAUGAAGAAGAAGGAGCUGAUCACAGUAUUUCGCAUGGGAUCAGAAGGACACCAGGACAUUGAUUUAGCUAUCCUCACAGCAUUACUAAAAGGAGCUAACGCAUCUGCUCCCGACCAGCUGAGCCUAGCAUUAGCCUGGAACAGAGUAGACAUCGCCCGCAGUCAGAUCUUUAUUUAUGGGCAACAGUGGCCGGUGGGCUCCCUUGAGCAAGCAAUGCUGGAUGCACUGGUGUUGGACAGAGUGGAUUUUGUGAAAUUGCUCAUAGAAAAUGGAGUAAGCAUGCAUCGUUUUCUCACCAUCUCCCGGCUAGAGGAAUUGUACAAUACGAGACACGGACCAUCCAACACUCUGUAUCACCUAGUCAGGGAUGUCAAAAAGGGAAACUUACCUCCUGAUUAUCGAAUAAGUCUGAUUGAUAUUGGUUUGGUGAUAGAGUACCUCAUGGGAGGAGCAUAUCGCUGUAUCAGGGCAAAGAAACCCAUACCUCAGAAUUGGCUUUAUUGGCUGGAUGUGGUUCCAGCAGAGUCACCAAAGGCCCUAAAACUGUUGGGAAUGGAGGAUGAUGUCCCUUUGCGGCGAGGGAGGAAAACAACAAAAAAAAGAGAAGAAGAAGUUGAUAUUGACUUGGAUGACCCUGAGAUCAAUCAUUUCCCCUUCCCGUUCCAUGAGCUGAUGGUGUGGGCUGUGCUGAUGAAGCGUCAGAAGAUGGCCCUUUUCUUUUGGCAGCAUGGGGAAGAGGCUAUGGCUAAAGCACUAGUGGCCUGUAAACUCUGCAAAGCCAUGGCCCAUGAAGCAUCAGAAAAUGACAUGGUGGAUGACAUAUCCCAAGAGCUGAACCAUAAUUCCAGGGACUUCGGCCAGUUGGCGGUGGAGCUGUUGGACCAGUCAUACAAGCAGGAUGAGCAACUGGCAAUGAAACUGCUGACCUAUGAGCUGAAGAACUGGAGCAACGCCACAUGCCUGCAGCUCGCAGUGGCAGCCAAGCACAGGGACUUCAUUGCUCACACUUGCAGCCAAAUGCUGCUCACAGACAUGUGGAUGGGCCGCCUCCGGAUGCGGAAAAAUUCUGGCCUAAAGGUAAUUCUAGGAAUUCUACUUCCUCCUUCAAUCCUCAGCUUGGAGUUCAAGAAUAAGGAUGAUAUGCCUUACAUGUCCCAGGCCAAUGAGAUCCAUCUUCAAGAGAAGGAGCCAGAGGAACCGGAGAAGCCAGUGAAAGAAAAAGAGGAGGAGGACAUGGAACUCACUGCAAUGCUGGGACGAGGCAAUGGAGAGUCCUCAAGAAAGAAAGAGGAAGAGGAAGUUCAGAGCAGGCACAGACUGAUCCCUGUUGGAAGAAAGAUUUAUGAGUUCUACAAUGCUCCCAUCGUUAAAUUUUGGUUUUACACACUGGCAUAUAUAGGCUACUUGAUGCUGUUCAAUUAUAUAGUGUUAGUGAAGAUGGAUCGCUGGCCAUCUACACAGGAAUGGAUUGUCAUCUCGUACAUUUUCACUCUGGGAAUAGAGAAGAUGAGAGAGAUAUUGAUGUCAGAGCCUGGGAAACUGUUACAGAAAGUAAAAGUUUGGCUCCAGGAGUACUGGAACGUUACUGAUCUCAUAGCUAUCCUCCUGUUCUCCGUCGGGAUGGUGCUCCGUCUGCAAGAUCUGCCACUCCGGAGCGAUGGCCGAGUGAUAUACUGUGUUAACAUUAUUUACUGGUAUAUACGGUUAUUAGACAUCUUUGGAGUAAACAAGUAUUUGGGACCAUAUGUUAUGAUGAUUGGGAAAAUGAUGAUAGACAUGAUGUACUUUGUCAUCAUCAUGUUGGUGGUUCUGAUGAGCUUUGGUGUCGCAAGACAGGCUAUUCUCUUCCCCAAUGAGGAGCCUUCAUGGAAGCUGGCGAAAAACAUUUUUUACAUGCCUUAUUGGAUGAUCUAUGGGGAAGUGUUUGCAGACCAGAUAGACCCUCCUUGUGGUCAAAAUGAAACCAGAGAAGAUGGCAAAAUAAUCCAGCUACCUCCCUGCAAGACAGGAGCAUGGAUCGUUCCUGCCAUCAUGGCCUGUUACCUCUUGGUUGCAAACAUCCUUCUGGUGAACCUCCUCAUUGCUGUUUUCAACAAUACAUUUUUUGAAGUCAAAUCCAUAUCCAACCAAGUGUGGAAGUUUCAAAGAUAUCAGCUAAUCAUGACAUUUCAUGAAAGACCUGUUCUCCCACCGCCUCUGAUCAUUUUCAGCCAUAUGACUAUGAUAUUCCAACACCUCUGCUGCAGAUGGCGGAAGCAUGAAAGCGACCCAGAUGAGAGAGACUAUGGAUUAAAACUUUUCAUAACUGAGGACGAAUUGAAAAAAGUUCAUGAUUUUGAAGAGCAGUGCAUAGAAGAAUAUUUUAGAGAAAAGGAUGACAGAUUCAAUUCCUCCAAUGAUGAAAGAAUCCGUGUCACUUCAGAAAGGGUAGAGAACAUGGCCAUGAGACUGGAAGAAGUAAAUGAGCGGGAGCACUGCAUGAAGGCCUCUCUGCAGACCGUUGACAUCAGGCUUGCUCAGCUGGAAGAUAUGAUGGGACGAAUGGUGACCGCCUUAGAAAAACUGACCGGCAUAGAGAGAGGUGAGACAACCAAGAUACGAUCCAGGACCUCAUCCGACUGUACUGAUGCAGCCUACAUUGUGAGGCAGAGUAGCUUCAAUAGUCAGGAAGGAAAUACUUACAAGCUUCAAGAGAUCAUAGAUCCCACAGGAGAGGAGUCUAUGUCCCCAACCUCUCCUACAAUCACGCCCCGCAUGCGUAGCCACUCUUUCUAUGCAACAAAUAUGAAGGACAAGUGUGGGCUGGAAAAGUUUGAAAGCAUUUUUAAGGAAAGAUCUCCAAGCCUGCAUCGGGCUAUCAGUUCCCACUCGAUAGCAAAAGAAGGAAAGGUUCCCUUAGCCCCUACCAGCACCUUGUCGAUUGCCCCAGACUCUAGAAGGCCUUCGUCUUGUAUAGACAUCUAUGUUUCUGCCAUGGAUGAGAUGCAUUCUGACACAGAGCCUCUUGACAGCUCCAUAAAUAUUCUUGGUACUGGAGAUGCAGCUCUGCAGGCUCAAAUAGCCUCUUCCAUUUUAGCUAACAGCGCGUAUAUUAGCAGCACACCCGGCGAAAAAAUUUCUGGCAGGAGUCUUGACUAUGAGGAGACCUCUGGAAUAGAAACAAGAGCAUUUUCUUCAGAUUAUUCCCAAAUCACAGACUGCCAAAUCCCUUGGGAUUCAGACCCUCCCUUGUAUCACACUUUAGAGCGAUCUAAAAGCAGUCGUUACCUGGCUACAAGUCCAUUUAUUCUGGAGGAGACACCAAUUGUGAAAUCUCACAGUUUUAUGUUUUCUCCAUCUCGAAGCUACUUCAGCAGCCUUGGCGUCCCAGUCAAAACAGCAGAGUACACAAGUAUUACGGACUGCAUAGACACAAGGUGUGUGAGCGCUCCCCAGGCCAUCGCAGAGAGGGCCAGUUUCCCUGGAAGUCUCGGGGGUAAAGUGGAGGACUUGGGAUGCUGCCACCCAGAGAGAGAAGCUGAACUAAGUCACCCGAGCUCUGAUCAUGAGGAUAUUGAGGCCAAAGACAAGAAGGGGAUGCCCUUAUCUCCUCAAGACAGCAAUGCUACAAGAACUCUAGCCAACAGCAUCCCACUUCCAAAAAUAGAGCGGGCAAACAGCUACUCUGCGGAGGAGUCCAACAUGUUGUAUGCACAGCACACACGGAAGAGCUACUCUAUCAGUGACAAACUUGACAGGCAGCGGAAUGCAACAGGCCUGCGAAACCCCUUCCAGAGGAGUAAGUCCUCGAGACCAGAGAGCAGAGGGGACAACCUGUCCAUGAGGAGACUGUCAAGAACGGGAGCUUUCCGCAGCUUUGAAAGCAAGCACAGCUAG